AUGCAUGUGAGAUCUGCUACACUUGACACAUGGCUUCCUGAACAGGUUGCAUUUAUUCACUCUAUGGGAAAUGAAAAGGCAAACAGCUACUGGGAAGCAGAGCUUCCUCCGAAUUAUGAUAGAGUUGGGAUUGAGAAUUUCAUUCGUGCAAAGUAUGAAGAUAAGAGAUGGGUAUCAAAGGAUGGGAAUCUGAAGUCACCUCCUAGGAGAACUGAAGAAAUAGUUUCUGUCCAGAGGCAACGACCUAGUGAUAGAAGUGGGCACGGACAUUUCAGCAGUACUGGCAACUCUUCUGAGAGGAAGAAUGUUCCAGCACCUAGUACAAGACAAAGCAUUCCUGCUGUCAGAAUGAGUGUGCCUGUGCCUCCUAAAGCUGCAGAACAAGUAGCUCCAGUUCCAGCUACAGUUACCGUGCAAGUGGUUCAGAAAGUAGAGACGGCUCCACCUGCUGAACCAUCAAAGCUGGUAGAAGAGAAGAUCUCUUCUCCCAAAAUUGAUUAUGCAACUGAUCUUUUCGACAUGCUUUCUAUGGAUGGUUCUGGUGAAAAUACUACUGGAGCUUCAGGGGAUGAUGAUAUGUGGGCAGGAUUUCAAUCUGCUGAUGUGUCAUCUUCAACAGAAAAGACCAUUCCAGCAAAACUUGAUGAAAGCAAAUCACAGGCGGCUUCUAAAAUGGAAGACCUUUUCAAGGAUUCACCAUCAAUUGCACCUAGUUCAACGCCAGUGAAUUCCCAAAAAACUGUUAAACAUGAUAUUAUGUCUCUUUUUGAGAAGACCAAUAUUGUUUCUCCAUUCACUGCUCACCAACAACAACUUGCUAUGCUAGCUCAACAACAGUCGCUGUUAAUUGCUGCUGCAUCUAAUGCUUCUGGGGCAAUGCCAAAAGCUUCUAACAACAAGGAAAUAGGGCUUAAUAGCACCAAUUUGCCCAACCAAAGUUGGCCAAAUGUUGGUUACCAGUUCCCUGGAAUGAUUAUGACAGAAGCUCAGAAAGCUGAAGUAGUGAAGUAUAUGCAGAUGGGAAACAUACCCCCCAAACCCAAAUUUGGGAAAAUUUUUUUUCCUCUCCCAACGUCUAGGUAUGCUAAACUUCUUGAAAUAUUCAGUCGACUUAUUUUUGGGGGAACUUGGUUUGGAUGA
Molecule: messenger RNA, 1140 nt
Organism: Salvia hispanica
Lineage: Eukaryota; Viridiplantae; Streptophyta; Magnoliopsida; Lamiales; Lamiaceae
Source: RefSeq, a predicted model, not a curated record